This is a messenger RNA of Acyrthosiphon pisum (pea aphid), 916 nucleotides long. RefSeq lists its product as uncharacterized. The coding region runs from base 425 to 853 and encodes 142 amino acids. The record is from RefSeq and is a predicted model, not a curated record. Lineage: Eukaryota; Metazoa; Arthropoda; Insecta; Hemiptera; Aphididae. The transcript has 3 exons.
CAGUAUUCAACGUUGUAUUUAUUGGUAAAUUAGUUUAAAUUGCGUAAUACGUCGAGUAUGUAUCGGUGUAUCACCUACCAAGCUACUCGAUUUAUUUUGUCGUGGGCGCAGUCAUCAAUCGUUAUAAUAUAGCUGCCGAGGUAUACUACUAGAAAUAAUACUAUAAUAACGAUCAUGCUCUACACCAAAUCAAAAUGUAUAGAUCGACGAAAAAAAAAUACGAAAUACUGCACUCACAUAUCCAUGCCUAUGGUCCGCAGGAGCUGAAGCAACGACUUGGGCCCGUGUUUCGCGUUGUGUUUGCUCUUCUUGAGCCCCUUUGCUUCCGUUCACCUACGGUUGGACAAUUAUUGUUGUAAAUUUCGUUCGGGACUGUUAUCACGACGAUCGUGUGUGGUCGUCCGUGACGAAAGACGAUGCCGAAAUGUUGAAUGGUUUGCAAAAUUUGAUCGGACGGCACCGGCUCCCUCAGGCCUCGACCGUGCUCACGAAUUAUUUGCGACAAACUAACGAGCCACCGUGGACGUCAUUUUUCGUUAAAUACACUUCGGUGAUCGACAACCAAAGGGGCCGGUCGCACUUCAAUUGGAAAACUGGCGACUCAAACUAUCACAUUUUACGUUCCGGCUGUUUCCCAUACAUAAAGUACCAUUGCACCAAAAGGCCGUACGAAGACCUGCGAGUAGAGGACCGAUUGUUUAAUAUUUUAAAGAUCGUCAAUCUGGGAAUACCAUUGCUUUUGUAUGGUGUAUCUGCUGUUUUUAUGAUUUCAUAUAAAGAAAUAGUGAAGACACCCGAAGGAGAUGUUAAUGUUUAUUUUCUUUUAAAAGAAGAUAAGGGUUCAACACAUUAAAACAAUUUCAAUAUAGAUAGUAUGUUUUAGACAAAACUGAAAUGAAUGUUGUAACUUUCUAAA